This is a messenger RNA of Vespa crabro (European hornet), 897 nucleotides long. It is a transcript of the gene Syb, whose product is annotated as synaptobrevin-1-like. NCBI's taxonomy places the organism in Eukaryota, Metazoa, Arthropoda, Insecta, Hymenoptera, Vespidae. The coding region runs from base 165 to 542 and encodes 125 amino acids. The record is from RefSeq and is a predicted model, not a curated record. Gene Ontology annotation, biological process: vesicle-mediated transport; vesicle fusion. Gene Ontology annotation, cellular component: SNARE complex; plasma membrane. Gene Ontology annotation, molecular function: syntaxin binding; SNAP receptor activity. The transcript is spliced from 3 exons.
UCAUUAGUAUCACGCCAUCUUACAUUUUAUGUGUCAUACUAUUGUAAACCAUACUCGUCGUUGACGUAAAUUUGUGGAAUUUUUCGUAGCCGGGUAUAAUUGCGUGUGUUUUUUUGUCUUUUUUUUUUCUUUACGUUGAUUUCUAGCAUUUAUAAUACGUAAAUAUGGAUGGAGUCGGGAAUUCUACAGAAGUUGAAAUUGGUGGACCACGGAAUAUGCAGCAGGCAGCAUCUAGCAAAAAGCUGCAGCAAACACAAGCUGAGAUUAACGAAGUGGUGGGAAUAAUGAAAGUUAAUGUAGAGAGAGUAUUGGAGAGAGAUCAAAAAUUGUCAGAGCUUGAAAAUCGAGCUGAUGCAUUACAACAAGGUGCUACACAGUUUGAACAACAAGCUGGUAAACUUAAAAGAAAAUAUUGGUGGAAAAACCUUAAGAUGAUGAUCAUCAUUGGUAUUAUAUGUGUUGUGAUCUUGAUCAUUAUUAUAUACUCAGCUGUACCGAAUUCUUCAGAAUCAGAACAUUCUAAUACAUCUGAAGGCUCAUAAUGUUGUUUAAGGGUAACAUAACUUAUCAUAUUUGUCGAAUAUCCGAAUAUUUGAAUUAUACUAUUAAUGAAGUUUAUCUGACAAGAAUAUGUACAGGUUAUAAUGAUAGAACAAAUUUCAAUGUAAAUCUAAUGUAUGAACUGGUUUAUAACACAAUUCAGGGAUAAAAAUGAUACACAUAUUUUUGAGACUUAAUCUAUAUGAUCGCACAAAUUGUAUAUUAAAUACAGUAUUAAUAUGGGUGGCCUUUUUAAAAAUAAUAUCAAUGUUAAAAGAUACUGAAGUGUUUUAUGUCGUUGCAAUGCUUAUUGUAUGUUUAUCGAGGAUAUAUAAUAUAUAAUGUUUAUACUCUUUU